CUUUUCGUGCCUAAAAAGUGUCGCAGUGAGCGAUGGAGUCGAUGGAGCAGCGGUCGGCGUCCACAUCGCCGCCCAAGUGCAGGGUCGCGCGCCAUCGACGCACGAGAAGUGUGGGUGUGUCAGAGACCAACGAGAUCAUCGAAGGCACUUCGAUCAGCGAAGAUACCGAGCAGGAUGGCUGCGAGGUGGACGUGUACCUGCCCCGACGUACCAAGAGCUUUGAGAGCCACGACCAAGCGACGUUGCCCCUGCCACGUGUGCGAACGUACACCAAGUCGUUGGGCAGUUUGGUCAAGCAUUUGGCGUCCGAUCCGUCGAAUCCGCACUUGUCGUCGUCCAACGUACAAGCCAGUCCUGCCGGCGGAGGUUCGGGGACGGCCCAAUCGACCCCUGCUGCAGCGCGUGCUCGGCUGUCGUUUCCGUGGCCGUCGUGGCCAAAGAAGCCAGAGCAAACAAGGGAGCCCGAAAUCGAUUGCAGUAGCCCCCUUCCGUACGAGUUUGCCCUUGUGCUGCACAACAAACCAGCGCGGACGCGAGAUCUGGAACGUCAGGGUCUAGACGACGCCGGCGUCCAGCAGUGCGAUGUGAUCCGUCGAUGCAUCGAUGCAGGCUUGGAAGUGACGGCCAUGACUAGCACGUUGCAUUCGCGCAAGUUUAUGUGUUUGCUGCUCAAGCCCACGUUCGACCGCAUGAAGAUUGAAAAGAAUCGCCUCGUGGUGGAGCGGUGGCUUCAGAUUGGAGCUGUCGGGGAAGUCCCGAGCGAAAUCGAGCAGCUGAUUUACAAGAGCGACUUGGGGUCGUCCCCCAUGUCUCCUCGGAAGGGGGCGAUGGCCCGUGGCGGCCACGUCAACUCUGCCGGCAACAACGACGAAGAAGACGAACCUCAAGGUGACGAGGAGGAGGAGGAGGACCGCAAGUUCACCCCAGCCGAACGCAUCCAGACCAUCGGACGCAUCAUCUCGUCCACGGCGGACACGGCGCAGCUGAAUCCCCCUGGCGCGGGCAUUUCCAUCGAAGAUCCAAACCAAAGGGACCCGAUCAUUGCCGCCUGCUUUCCGCUGCACAAUCGCAAGGUGAACAAAAUGCUGUUGCGGAAGAAGCAGCGAUGGUGGAUCAACACGGACGACAUCACUAACACCAUUCGGUUCCAUUACGGCGAGCAUGUCGCGUUUCACUUUGCGUUUUUGCUGCUGUACACCCAGUGGCUCGUGGUGCCAGCAGUCAUCGGCACGAUCUUGUACUUGUCCUUUCGAUGGUAUACUGCCAUCUACUACAUGACGGGCCUGAGCAUCUUUGGCUACGCCGUCGUAACGAUAUGGGGCACCGCCUUCCUCAAGGCGUGGCAGCGUAAGAACGAGUACCUUAACGACGCGUGGAACGUCCGCCUCUUCAAAGAAGCCGAUUACCCGAACCCCCGCUUCCGCCCCCACGGGUUCCUCGACAUUGUCGACAACUCGGGCGUCCUGUUGUUCCGAGAGCCGUACUAUAACUCUCUGUACCGCAUACCCGCGUACAUCCAGACGCUGGUCGUGUUCCUCUUCUUCACGCUCACGUACGUCGUGGGCAUCACAUUCUUCGUGCAGUGGUACACGGCGGCCAUGUGCGCCCCCGUGUGCGCCGAGUGCCCGGACUGCAGCGGGUUCCUCACAUGCUUUGACACGUUGGGGGCGACCGUGGGCACAUCCCGGUGGUUCUACAUCUUUGUGCAGGGCAUGUUUCUGGGCGUGACGCUGGACGUGUUUGUGUACUUGUUGUCUGUCAAGCUGCUUCGGUUCUUUGUCAUCCGAGAAAACCACACGACCGAGGCGCAAGUGGACCGGACGAUGAUCAACCGCCUCUUCAUUAUCAACUGGAUCUCGUUCUUCCUGUGGUUCAUGCUCAUCGCUUUCGUGAUCGUCCCGUUUGGAAAGGACGUCGAGGCGUGGAUGAACGCGCAGUUCCACUGGGCGACCAUCUACACGGUCAACUGGCACAGCGGCCGCAUCGACAUGAGCACGGCCUUAGUCACACCGCUUCUCAUCACGCAGGCGCUCAACCUCCUCAUCGACACGGCGUUGCCGCAUGCCCUGCGCAAGCAUCGCCUCCUCGGCUUCCGCACGGUCCGCAAACUGCGCGCGCACCCCGCCGAAACCAUGUUGGCGCUGUCUGAGAUUCAGAGUCAGUUCCAGCGCCGCACGUCGCUGCCGGACUUGGCGUUUCGCGCGUCGUCGACCUCUGCUACCACAGCGACCACCAACUCGUUGAACUUUCAGGAAAAAAUUGAGCUGCAAAUGAUCACGCCGAUACGCAUUCCGUACAUUGAGGCUGCGUUGGGCGUGUCCAUUCCGACGAUAGAAGGGUUUUACAACGAAGAAUUCAUGACGGCCGACUCGGUGGUGGACGAAAGCCAGCUCGAGCUGUACGAGACCUUUCCGGACUACUUGAAAAUGGUCAUCCAGUUUGGCUACGUCGUCAUGUUUUCGGUUGUGUGGCCCUUCUGUGGGUUGGCUGCAGUGGCCAACAACGUCGUGCACAUUCAAAACUGUUUUCACAAACUGUGUCUCACAAGACGCCGCCCAGUACCCCGCAAAGCCAACAGCAUUGGCCAGUGGGAGAAGACCCUCUACACGACGCUCUUUCUCGCUGUAUUUGCAGUUGUGGGGCUCAUUUGCUUGAGUUCGGGGGAGGUCGAGUACUUUGUGGGCGACUGCUUGGCGCUUGACCGGUUCAACGGCACCGACUACAGCAUGACACCAGAAUUGUCGUGCUUUGGGCUGUCGUCGCGGUUUUUGGUUGCGUUGGUGUUGGAGCACAUUGGGUUGCUUGUGAUCUACCUUAUCAUGGACAACAUUGAAGGCACCCCAGAGUCGCUUCGGUCAUCUUUCCAGAUGAAGAAAGAACUCAUUCGCCGGGCUAUCUGUGGCCAAAAUGGAGCUGUCACCACCACUCCGAACGGCAUCUAUCGUAGCCCAUCUGUAGAAGUGGUGUAGGCCAUUGAUAGUCGAGAGCUUUGCAUGAAUGUAUCAUAGAUGUCCGCAGAAAUGACAUAACUUCGUGAAAUGUGCUGUCGUGUUCCCA
Aphanomyces astaci is the source of this 3057-nucleotide messenger RNA. RefSeq lists its product as hypothetical. The transcript has 12 exons. The coding region runs from base 33 to 2969 and encodes 978 amino acids. The record is from RefSeq and is a predicted model, not a curated record. Lineage: Eukaryota; Oomycota; Saprolegniomycetes; Saprolegniales; Verrucalvaceae. Gene Ontology annotation, biological process: chloride transmembrane transport. Gene Ontology annotation, molecular function: chloride channel activity.